AAUCAAUAAAACACUUUAUAAAUCUUAACUGUUAACUGUUUGAAAUGUUAUAGAAAUUUAUUAAAUUACACCACAAAUUUUAAAAAUUCUUCAUUUAAGUAUAAUUUAUUUUCCUUUAUGAAUAUUCUUAAAUAUCGAACAAAUGCAACUUCUCUGGAUAUACUUUCUUUUUAUUAAACGAACGUAACGUCUUAUAGAGUCUAAAAUCAUUUGUAAUGGGUACUAGAAGCCAUAGUAGAUGGUUUCACCCCAACAUCACUGGAGUAGAAGCUGAAAAAAUGCUGACAGAUCGUGGUCUGGAUGGUAGUUUUUUAGCUCGGCCAAGUAAAUCUAAUCCUGGUGAUUUCACGCUAUCUGUAAGGAGAAAUGGGGAAGUAACUCAUAUUAAAAUCCAGAACACUGGUGACUACUAUGAUUUAUAUGGAGGAGAAAAGUUUGCAACAUUAGCUGAGCUUGUGCAAUAUUACAUGGAAAAUCAAGGUCAAUUAAAGGAGAAGAAUGGUGAAGUCAUUGAAUUAAAAUAUCCUCUAGUUUGUGCUGAUCCAACCACUGAAAGGUGGUUUCAUGGACCUUUAUCAGGAAAAGAAGCUGAACGCAUUUUAAUGGAUAAAGGAAAAAAUGGAAGUUUUUUAGUCCGUGAAAGCCAGAGUAAACCGGGUGAUUUUGUACUGUCUGUGAGAACUGAUGAUAAAGUAACUCAUGUAAUGAUUCGCUAUCAGGAUGGUAAAUAUGAUGUAGGUGGAGGUGAAAAGUUUGACAGUUUGACAGAUCUGGUAGAGCAUUAUAAGAAAAAUCCAAUGGUAGAAACAACUGGGACAGUAGUUCAUCUCAAAAUGCCAUUUAAUGCAACUCGAAUUACUGCUUCAACAAUUGAAUGCAGAGUUCAGCAAUUAGCAAAGGAAAAUAGUCAGAGCAGUGGCAAAGCUGGAUUUUGGGAAGAAUUUGAAUAUUUACAACAACAAGAGUGCAAGCAUUUAUAUAGUAGGAAAGAAGGCCAGAAACCAGAAAAUAGGUCAAAGAAUCGAUAUAAAAACAUUCUUCCAUUUGAUCAUACUCGGGUAAUACUGCGAGAUGUGGAUCCAAAUGUUCCUGGAUCAGAUUAUGUAAAUGCCAAUAUAAUAACUCCAGAUGAAGAUACUACGGGUGAUGGUCCCAAAAAAUAUUACAUUGCUACUCAAGGUUGUUUACAUAACACGGUUGCAGAUUUCUGGUGGAUGGUUUGGCAAGAAAAUACUCGAGUUAUAGUUAUGACCACAAAAGAGAUAGAAAGAGGCAAAAAUAAGUGUGUCCGAUAUUGGCCAGAUGAAAAUCAAACAAAAGAAGUAGGAAAAUUUGUUUUGAAAAAUAUAGCUGAGUCAUCCACCACUGAUUAUAUAUUAAGAGAAUUCUUGUUAACUAAAGAAGAAUGUACAGAAACACGCACAAUUUAUCAUUAUCAUUUUACGGCUUGGCCCGAUCAUGGGGUUCCAUCUGAUCCAGGUUGUGUAUUAAAUUUUUUACAUGAUGUAAAUCAUCGCCAAGAAUCAAUUCCAGCUGCUGGUCCCAUUGUUGUUCAUUGCAGUGCUGGCAUUGGAAGAACAGGGACAUUUAUUGUUAUAGAUAUGAUAGUGGACCUUAUAAAAAGACAAGGUCUUGAUUGUGAGAUUGAUAUUCAAAGGUCCAUACAAAUGGUACGUUCUCAGAGAUCUGGUAUGGUUCAGACUGAAGCUCAAUACAAAUUUGUCUACUUAGCAGUACAGCAUUAUAUAGACACUUUACAGCAAAGAAUACAGGCUGAACAGAAAAGUAUCCAGUUGGGAAGAGAAUAUACUAAUAUUAAGUAUACAGCAGAAGCAGCCGGUGCAACUGAUCCUGUCAAAGUUGUUACAAAUGCUUCAGCUUGUGCUACAACUCUAAGUCCGCCAACGCCAACAAUGCCUCCUCUUGUUACUAGGUCUUCUUGUGAAAAUUUGAAACCACCUGUGCCUCCAAGACCUAGUCCAGAUUCAAUAGUACCAAGGCCCCCCGAUGAGCCCUUGCAAUUGUAUGAAAAUAUACCAUUGAAGGAUAAGCCUUUGGUAGUUCCUUUGACUGCAUCAUUCAACAUUGGGCCUCCUCCAACAAUAGCUCCACCUCCACCACCUCGAAAGUCAUGACAGUUCCUAACUCCAGAAUCUGAUAUUUGUGAAAUAGUUUCUGUAGAAAAUCUCCAGAAGACUGAAGUUGCCAUUUAGCUUAUCAUUGUGCAAUUUGUACUGAGAAUGAUUGUGUCACUGUGUAUUUGCACUAAAGGAUGAAGGAGCUAACCUUCUGCAUUGCUGUAAAGCAUUUGCAGUAUAAUACAAAGUGUGCAUUAUUGGCUAUUUUGUAGAAUUUAUAAAAGUGCUUUUGUAUAUAUUUAUGUUUGAAGUCAUUCCACUUUGGACUUCUUUUAGCCUUCUGUAAUUAUAAAUUUUGAGUCUAUAUAGAAAUUUCUUUGGGCAUUUUUGUUUUAGUUUUGGUAAACUGUUUAAGAAUAUGCAGUAUUUUUCAAAUUGCAAUUCCCUACCCCAGGUCAUUAUUUAUUUGAUAAAUUACAGAACCUUCAAGUCUUAUUUUUGUUAUAUGAUAGCUUCUUAGGAGCAUUUGUGUGCUUUUCCUUUAGCUUUACUAUAUUAGCAUUGUUACUAGAAAAGUUAUAUAUUUGUAUAAUUUUCUUUAUUUUUGUAAACUGUUACAUACAUUUUUUUAAUGAAAAAAAGUUUCUAUGGGUGAAAUUUACAAGUGAGACUAGGCUGUUGUGUUACAGUGUUGUGUAUAAUUGUGUAUUUUUAUAUUUUGUUUUUGUUUAUUAAACCAAGUCAGAAAACAUUUCAUACAUUUGAAAUUCUCUAUCUUUCUGUACAGAACUGUAUUUUUCAAAUGGGUAUUGCAUUUAUUUAUUUAUUUGUAAAACUUUGCUCAGUUAAUGGACUGCAAUUGAAAUAACAGAUCAUUUGGUAUCCACUUUAUAUGUAUUGUAUUACCCAACUUAACACUGGGCCUUAAAAUGUGGAGACUGUGCUCAAAUUGUAGCUAGAUGAAAAUUCAAAAUUUAUGAAAUGUAUUGUGUGAAACAGUGGUCAGAUCUUCAUAUAUUUUUUGUUGGUAUUAAUGCCAUUAGGCAUUUAUUGGCAUGGUAAAUGCCAACAAAUGCCUAAUGUUGGUAAAUGAACACAAUUUUAAUGAAUUUUGAUGAUUUUCAAUAGGAAUACUCCUGAUGAAAUUGAAAGCGCAAAUAAGCAAAAUUACUAAUACAAUGAAAAAGUAAAAUAAUGUUGAAUCUUAUAUAUAAAUAAGGAAUAAAGAUAAAAAUGUUCACAUUAACAGUGAUAGCCAAAUAUUAUGCAUUUUUUGCUAUUUUGCUUUUGUGUGUGAAUUAUGUUUUCAUAUUAUACAGUAAUUUUCAUAUAUUUUUAUAUCAGAUGUAUAAUUUGUUUACAGCUUUAAAAUAAUUAUUAGACUUGAAGAAUUCUCUGUAUAUGCUGGGCUUAAAAUUGUUUAUCCACCAAAAUUAAUAACAGAAUUUUUCUAUUUUCUAUUCCAUUAAAAUAUAGUGAAGUCUGUCAUCAUGAUAAGCUUUCUAUGGUUGGCAUAAAAAGUUCAUUGUGUAUCUGUUAUGAAGGAGGAGGAUCUAUCUGUAUGGUUUUCUUUUUUAAGGGCACAUUCUUGUUUGAGUAUAUUCACAUCUAGUUUAUUGCUAGAGUACAUUGCACAUUAAUGAAAUAAUCUUCAGAUUGUCAUUCCAUAUUGCUGCCUUGAUUGGUAUGAUGAUUAGUAAUGCUGGCUAUUAUAUCGUGGGACCCGUGCUCUAAUCCCAGAGAAGCAUAGAUGUUUGUAAGUGGUAUGCAGGCACUAGUUGAAGUACUGGUGAGACAAAAUUCUAAAUUUAUGAUUGCAUAUAAAAGCAUAUUAGAGGAAAGUAACCAUAACAGUUAACUUUUAAAUUAUUCCUUUUGGAUAAAACCAAAAAAAGAAGGGGGGAUAAUUAUACUCUUUCUCUCUCUCUUUCAUGUGUGCUCUUUCUUUCAUAUUUUAUUUUUGUUCUGAAAAUGAAGU
Molecule: messenger RNA, 4056 nt
Organism: Stegodyphus dumicola
Lineage: Eukaryota; Metazoa; Arthropoda; Arachnida; Araneae; Eresidae
Product: tyrosine-protein phosphatase non-receptor type 11-like
Biological process (GO): protein dephosphorylation; positive regulation of ERK1 and ERK2 cascade
Cellular component (GO): cytoplasm
Molecular function (GO): cell adhesion molecule binding; receptor tyrosine kinase binding; non-membrane spanning protein tyrosine phosphatase activity
Source: RefSeq, a predicted model, not a curated record